CGCAAUAAAUUUUGCAACAUUUUUGUGAUUUAUUGAGAGUUGUUUCUUAUUUUAUUACAGAUAAAUUCGUUCAAACAUGGCUUCACGAGGCUGCAAGUAUCCUGCAGAUGCAUUUUGUUAUGUCUGCGGAUAUUUUAUCAAAACAAGAGCGAAUAAGUACUCUUUGAAAACAGGUUUUAAAAUGUGCGAAGCUUACAAUGCUUAUUUCGGCAUGCCUGUGGGUGAUCAAGACAAAUCCUGGGCACCUCAUUUCGCGUGUGAAAACUGCAAAAGGACUUUGGAAGGAUGGUACAGAGGGGAAAAGAGAGCUAUGAAGUUUGCUGUGCCAAGAGUUUGGAGAGAACCCACUGACCAUUCAAGCAACUGCUUUUUCUGCAUGGUGGACCCUUCCAAACGUCGGACUGGCAAAAAAGCAAGUCAAAUCAUGUAUCCUGACAUUCCUUCAUCCAUGGCUCCAGUUCCACACAGCUCUGACCGCCCCGUUCCUACUCCUCCAGAGAAAGAGCAGGUGUCUUCCUGUGAGAGCCCUGAUUCCAUGAGUGUGGAAGACAAUGAAGGUGAAGGAUUUAAUUUACUAGCUGAUAACAAAAACCCAUACUAUCCCAACCAAAAGGACAUGAAUGAUUUGAUCAGAGAUCUUGGUCUAACCAAGUCCGAUGCUGAACUUUUGACGUCCAGACUGAUGCAGUGGAAUUUGCUGGAUCCUAGUGUUAAAGUCACAUGUCAGAGGAAGCGUCACGAACUUUUUUCCAACUUCUUCAUCAGCGAAGAUGGGCUCUGCUUCUGCCACGACGUGACCGGUCUGUUCGAGGAAAUCGGAAUUGAUUUCGAACCAAAAGAGUGGCGCCUCUUCAUUGACAGCUCAUGCAAGAGUCUCAAAGCCGUGUUGCUUCACAAUGGCAACAAGUAUCCGUCUCUUCCUCUGGCGCAUUCAGUAUCUCUCAAAGAGAACUACGACAAUGUCAAGAAAGUGCUGAACGCAUUGAAGUAUGAGCAAUAUGGCUGGGAAGUGAUCGGAGAUUUCAAAAUAGUGACAUUCUUAAUGGGCCUGCAAGGCGGUUACACCAAGUUUCCUUGCUUUCUAUGCCUGUGGGACAGCAGAAACGACAGUGCACACUACAGUAAGCGUGAAUGGCCACAACGAAUUGAAUUCACAGUGGGGAGGAACAACGUCAAGUGGGAGCCCUUGGUGGACCCCGAGAAGGUACUGAUGCCACCACUCCACAUCAAACUGGGUCUUAUAAAGCAAUUCGUCAAAGCUCUCGACAAAAAUUCUUCAGCGUUCAAGUACCUACAAGACUUGUUCCCUAAGCUCUCUGAGGCGAAAGUUACAGCCGGUAUCUUCGUUGGACCACAAAUAAAGAAAAUCUUCGAGUCUGAGGAAUUCCCCAAGAAGCUCACUCGUGUUGAGAAAGCUGCUUGGAUGAGUUUUAUGUCAGUGGUACAGGGAUUCCUAGGCAAUCACAAAGCCGCAAACUAUGUGGAGCUGGUCGAAAGUCUGGUGGAGAACUACGGCAAAAUGGGCUGCAGGAUGUCUCUCAAACUCCAUAUUCUGGAUGCACAUCUUGACAAAUUCAAGGAGAACAUGGGAGCAUAUUCAGAGGAGCAAGGCGAGCGCUUCCAUCAGAAUAUAAUGGAAUUUGAGCGGCGAUUCUUUUUAAAGCAAUAAGUACUAGAGUAAAAAAAAAAUUUAUUACAAAAAGAAAAAAAAAUCCGUUGCACGAGGAUUCGAACUUCUGAUCUCUAUAAUGGUAAUAAUAAUAAUAUGAUAAGUGUAGAAGUGCUUUCCCUCAAAAGAGCUUUUCACCAUUUAAGUUGGCGCAUGAGCUAUUUUUGUAAGACUUUCAUGCCAGAAUAAAGAAAAUCUUUUAAACUAUUUUACUAUUUUUCAAUUGUCUUACAAAGGACUUUCGACUAUCUUAGCCAGCAUUGC
Rhagoletis pomonella (apple maggot) is the source of this 1933-nucleotide messenger RNA. RefSeq lists its product as uncharacterized. The record is from RefSeq and is a predicted model, not a curated record. Lineage: Eukaryota; Metazoa; Arthropoda; Insecta; Diptera; Tephritidae. The transcript has 2 exons. The coding region runs from base 77 to 1669 and encodes 530 amino acids.